This is a messenger RNA of Lolium perenne, 2235 nucleotides long. Lineage: Eukaryota; Viridiplantae; Streptophyta; Magnoliopsida; Poales; Poaceae. The record is from RefSeq and is a predicted model, not a curated record.
AACCGGAGCGGCUCCGGCGCCGGCGACCACGACGCGUCUUCCACUGCGCAGACCUAAUCUUACCUCAACGCCGGCGGCCUGGGUCCUCGGCGUUCGGAGGAGACCGGAGUGCGAAGACGCAGCGUCCGGCGGGGCGGGGCGAGCCGUGGGCGAUUCAGGCUCCACUUCGGUUGCCCAAUUGUUAAAUCAUUCACAUCCAAGCUUGGCAUGCAAUCGUAAUCCGCUGAAGUUGAUGAUCGUAUCCAAACAUGCUGGAGGAGACGCUGCAGGGUGCGGAUUUAGCUGUUCAUGCUGCUAGGCAUUUUCAAAGGCAGGCCUCACCCGACUUCUGCCGUCUGCUGGUGGAUUUACCCAUGGAUAGCUUCAGUCAUGCACAAACACAGCCAUCUCCUCUGGGAAGGGAUAUGAUGGCAAAGAGGAAGGUCCGUCCCAUCACCGCAUUAUCAGCGACUGUAUGCAUGACAUCUUGGGAGUUCAAUCAGAAAAUCAUGGUAUGAAGAAUGGAAAAAUACAAUUUGUUAACUCAAGCAGUAAUCCAGCACAAAUUUUACCCAAUACCAUUGAUUCCCACGAUAUCUCCGCUUGCCCUUUCAUGAAUAAACACUCAAAGGGAAACAAGUUUAUGCUACUUGUGGAGUUGCAUAGGAGAGGAAUAAGUGCGGAUGUAUCUAUUUUAACAUCUGCCGUGAGUUUUUGUGCUGUUAAGCAAUCCAUUAGGGGAGGUGCUCAGCUCCAUGCCCUACUGAUGAAAGUUGGCUGUGACUUGUCUGUCUUUUCUGGUACCUCUCUGAUCAGCUUAUAUGCAAGGUGUUGUCAAUUGGAGAAUGCUUAUCAUAUUUUUCAGAGCAUGCCAGUUAAAAAUACUGUGUCGUGGACAGCACUCAUUUCUGGUUAUGCCCAGGAUAAUCAGAUCGAGCCAUGCCUCCAGGUAUUUCAGUUGAUGAGGCAGUCAGCAUGCAGUCCUAAUGACGUCACAUUUGCCACUAUCUUCAGUGUGUGCACUAACCACGCACUUCUGGCACUUGGUAGAAGUGUUCAUGGUUUAGAACUGAGAAUGGGUUUUGAUUUGUGUGUGCAUGUCUCGAAUGCACUCAUAUCAAUGUAUGCAAAGUGUGGGAGUAUAGAUGAGGCCCAAUCCAUAUUUCAGAGGAUUGCUUGCAAGGACCUGGUUUCUUGGAAUUCCAUGAUCUUUGGAUAUUCACAGUAUGGCCUUGCUGAGUGUUGCCUAAGCUUGCUAAAAGAGAUGUAGGCGGAGCACAUAGUGCCAGAUGUAAUCUCUUUCCUUGGCAUCCUCUCAUCGUGCCGGCAUGCAUGCCUUGUAGAAGAAGGCCGGCUCUGUUUCAAGGCGAUGAUCCAACUUCGAAUAAAACCUGAGCUAGAUCACUACUCGUGUAUGGUAGACCUCCUCGGCCGGGCAGGAUUGCUUGAUGAAGCAUGGAAUUUGAUCCAGGCAAUGUCCAUGUCCCCCAAUGCAGUCAUAUGGGGUUCUCUGCUGGCUGCCUGUAGGAUGCAUGGAAACAUUCCGAUUGGCAUCCAUGCUGCGGAACACCGCCUUAAGCUGGAGCCAGGUUGUGCUGCAACUCAUAUACAGCUAGCAAAUCUAUACGCCAGCAUUGAUUGCUGGAGUGAUGUGGCCAGAGUGAGGAAGAUGAUGAAGGAGAAAGGACUGAAGACGAACACCGGUUGCAGCUGGAUAGAAAUUGGUAGUAAGGUUUAUUCUUUCACUGCAGAAAACAGAUCAAAGAACCACAAAGUAAACAAUGUGUUGGCUGCUCUUGACUGCCUACAUUCUCAUAUGGUAUACAAGUACGAUGUGCUGAUGGAUGGUCUUGAGCUUGAUGACUCUCAACAUUUCAAGUAAGUUUGAACACUGAAUAAAUGUUGGUAGAUCAUACAUCGCCUAAGUGAUUUUGACAUGAAGAUUGAAGUCAAUUUUAUAGCAAAGAUAUGAAUCACACCUCUAUCUGAGAGAUGAUUCUGCCUCAAAGAGCUCAUUAUGGUGUUGGAUAUCAGUGUAGCCUUUCUUUCGUUUUUAGGAACUCAGUGUAACCUUUCUUAUACACACUCAAACUUGAAUCAUAUAUGACUAGAUAGGGUCCAAAGGUUGUUUACUCCUGCUGCUAUCUUUGCUGUUAUCUUAAUUACAUUCUUAUGGAUCAUGAUUUGAAUGGUUUGUAUGAGAAGUAAUAAUAAACAAUUGGUUAACCAUUAUAUUUUACUUAUAUUUCCUACAAA